UCAAGGUGUGAACGAGUGUGUGUCGUCUCCUUGCAAAAAUGGAGGAGUGUGUCAAAAUGUUCUUGGAGGGUUUGCUUGUGAUUGCAAAAAGGACAGCAAUAAUUUUGGGAAACUUUGUGAAGAAGAACUGGAUGUAUGUUCGUAUUCAUCCCUUUGUCAAAACGAUGGAAACUGUAGUCAUAGCAAUGGAACAGUUCUAUGUAGUUGUCCAACAGCUUGGACUGGAAAUUUCUGUCAAUUUUAUUUGGGGGAAUGUGAAUCAUCGCCUUGUCAGAAUGGAGGAAGUUGUUUUUCAGGGAAUUCUACUUUUUCAUGUAUUUGUCCACCUGGAUUUACUGAAGAACAAUGUGAAAGAGGUACUGUAUUUCAUUUGCUUUGAUAAAUGAUCAAAUUGAUCACAAGAGUGAGUUUUCAUUUAUUUCUUUUUUCCAUGGCAUAGACAUCGACGAAUGUGCAAGAAACCCUUGUAGUGUUAAUGCCACAUGUCAAAAUACGGGUGGCAGUUACUUUUGUGAAUGUCCCCAAGGUUAUCAAGGAAUACACUGCA
Molecule: messenger RNA, 547 nt
Organism: Saccostrea cuccullata (small rock oyster)
Lineage: Eukaryota; Metazoa; Mollusca; Bivalvia; Ostreida; Ostreidae
Exons: 3
Coding region: 39-386 (115 amino acids)
Source: RefSeq, a predicted model, not a curated record